Messenger RNA from Zootoca vivipara (common lizard), 6128 nucleotides. It is a transcript of the gene SMC6, whose product is annotated as structural maintenance of chromosomes 6. The record is from RefSeq and is a predicted model, not a curated record. Gene Ontology annotation, molecular function: single-stranded DNA binding; damaged DNA binding; ATP hydrolysis activity. Gene Ontology annotation, cellular component: nucleus; Smc5-Smc6 complex; site of double-strand break. Gene Ontology annotation, biological process: double-strand break repair via homologous recombination. Lineage: Eukaryota; Metazoa; Chordata; Lepidosauria; Squamata; Lacertidae.
CCUCGCUUGCGCAGCGCGGGGCGGCUGCUGAUUGGAUGGCGCGGGGAGGAGACUCGCCGUUCUCGCGCCCCGGGGCGUCGUGCGCAGGCGCGAAGACUUUCAACGGUUUCCCGCUGAAGCGCCAGCUGUGUGGUUUCGCUUUCUGUUAUUGAGCGCUAGAAAUUUGCCAGAAUUCUGAUGAAAUAUUUCCAAAAGAAUUUCUGUAAGCACAGAGGCCAAUAUGUCAAAGAGAAAAGAGAGAAGCUUUUCAACAUCAUCAUCUGAAAAAAGACCUAGGCAAGCAACACUUGAUUCUGAUGAUGACCCUAACGAAGAGGAGUUGUCACAGCUACAGAGUGACAGCGGUUACUAUUCACAGUCGGUGUCGGGAGAAGUUGGAAUAAUCGAAAGUAUCCAGCUGAAGAAUUUCAUGUGCCAUUCAAUGCUGGGCCCCUUCAAAUUUGGACCCAAUGUCAAUUUUAUAGUUGGAAAUAAUGGAAGUGGGAAGAGUGCUGUGUUAACGGCCCUUAUGGUUGGUCUUGGAGGAAAAGCUACAGUGACAAAUCGAGGAACAUCUUUGAAAGUAUUUGUGAAAGAUGGACAGAGUUCUGCAGAUGUUUCAAUCACGCUGCGAAACAGAGGUGAAGAUGCAUUUAAACCACAACAGUAUGGUGACUCUAUCACCAUCAAUCAACGCAUAAACUUGGAAGGACAUCGUAAUUACAAACUGAAAAGCAGCACAGGUGCCAUAAUUUCGUCCAAGAAGGAAGAACUUAUUGCCAUCCUAGAUCACUUUAAUAUCCAGGUGGAUAAUCCUGUAUCUAUACUCACUCAGGAAAUGAGCAAACAGUUCUUGCAAUCUAAAAAUGAAGGUGACAAAUACAAGUUCUUUAUGAAGGCAACACAGUUGGAGCAGAUGAAACAAGAUUAUGCGUACAUUAUGGAAACCAAAGCAAGAACUCAUGAUCAGAUUGAACAAGGAGCAAAGUUUCUUGAAGAACUUCGGGAGCGUUAUUUGGAGAAGGAGGAUCGUUACAAAAGUAUUGCUUUUGUGAGUGAAAUGCAGAAUGAGCUGAAGAAGUUACAGCACCAAAUAGCUUGGGCAAUGGUGAGAGACACUGAAAAAGAAGUUAAAACACUCAGAGAUGAUGUUGGUGCUCUAGAAGCAAGAACUGGAAAAUUUGUUGAGAAAGUGAAAGAAUGGCAGACUAAGGUAAAAGAUGCAGAAGGAAAACACAGAACUAUGCAAGACAAGCUAGAGAAGAUAACGGAAGAAGCUCAGGCAUUAGAACCGUCAUGUGCUGCUUUGAAAGCAGACAUUGUAUCUAAAAGAAGAGCAAAGAAUGAUGCAGAGGCAGCAUAUAAUCGGUCUCAAAAUGAAUUGAAACGCUUGGCGAAAGACCAUGAACAGCUUUGCAAAAAAAUUGAGGAACUAAAGACCAGUGCUGAACAAAUUUCGGAGCCUGAAACGUUGGCAAAACAAGCAAGAAUUGAACGAGCAGCUAAGGAAGAGCAGUUAAGGACACUUCGUGAUCAAGAAGAAUCAAAUGAUAACCAAAUAAAGCAGUUUCAAGAGGCUAUAAAAACAUACAAGGAAGAGGCUGCAAGGCUUAAGAAGGAAGAAUUGGAACUGAAGCAAAUAUUGGAUUCUCAGCAACGACAGCUAAAAGAGUUGAAGGAGAGUAAAACAAAUCAACUGAAAAGAUUUGGACACUAUAUGCCAGACCUUUGUGAAGCAGUUGAAAGGGCUCACCAGCAGGGACAGUUUAAAUACAAACCAUUGGGACCCAUAGGUGCUUUUAUUCAUCUGAAAGAUCCUGAUUUUGCGCUGGCUAUUGAGACAUGUUUAAAAGGCUUGAUCUGGGCAUUUUGCUGUGAUAAUCAUAAAGACGAAAGAACUUUACAGGUGUUAAUGUCCAGAUUCUGUCAACCUGGUUUACGUCCUCAAAUCAUCGUUAGUUCUUUCCAAAAUAAGGUUUAUGAUGUAAGCCAAAGGACCGUUGUUCAUCCUGAAUUCCCAACAGUCUUGGCUGCAUUAGACAUCGAUAAUGCAGUAAUAUCCAAUUGCUUAAUUGACAUGCGGCGUAUAGAAACAGUCCUGUUAAUCAAAAAUAAUGAGGAAGCUCGUAGAAUUAUGCAUCGAAACAAUCUUCCGAAAAAUUGUAAAGAAGCUUUCACUGGUGAUGGUGAUCAGGUGUUGCCGAGACAAUAUUAUUCUUGUGAAAAUAAAAGGCCCCGCAUCCUCAGCAAAGAUGUGGAGGCAGACAUAAGUCACUUGGAGAAAGAAGUUGGAAACAAAAAAACCCAUCUGUCAGUAUUUCAACAACGUAUACGUUCUACUGAGAAUUCUAUAAGAGAAAAUGAACAUUUCCUUAAAACUCAUCGUCUGGACCAAGAACAAUUAAAAAUAAAAGUGAAAAAAAUAAAGCUAGCUAUUAUGGAUCUCGAGAACGUAGAGGAACAGCAGUCAGAUAUCAUCUCUACAUUAGAAGAAGAAGCUCAAGAUAACAAGAGGAAGAUGGAAACUGUGGAGGAGCACAUGCGUCAGCAGAAAAAGAAAAUGGAAGAUGAGAAAUGUAUUCUAAAAGAGGCAGAACAAAAAUUAGAAGUGAUUAGAAACAAAAUCCAUCAAGUAGAAGAAGAAGCUGGCCCAGUCCGGGAUGGACUACAUGAGGUGGAUGAAGAACUGGAGCAAAGUAAAAGCCAUUUGCAGCAUUAUGAGGAAAAGGAAAAAUCCCAUUUAGGAACUAUAAAAACACAUAAAAAUAAUCUAGCUACAAGAGAGAAAGAAUUAAUGGAAAUGAUUGCAAAGGCUUCAGAAAUCCAUCCCGAGCGAAUAGAAGUAAAUAGAACAUAUAAGAGUCUUGAUACAGAAAUAAACCGAUUAAGAGAAAAGAUCAAUUCAGAAAGAAAACGUACUGGAGAUAGAGAAGAAAUAAUCAGAGAGCUUCAGGAAGCAAAAGAAAAAUAUCAGACAGCAGGGAGCGAAGUCAAGAAUUUGAAGAAAUUUAUUAAACUGUUGGAUGAGAUGAUGGUUGAGAGAUAUAAAACAUACCAGAGGUUUAGAAGGUUAGUUACAGUGAGAUGCAAAUACUACUUCAACUGUUUGUUAAGUCAGCGAUCAUACUCUGGAAAAAUUGAGUUUGACCACAAGAAUGAAAAGCUUUCAAUUACUGUCCAGCCUGGGGAGGGAAACAAGGCUGCUUUAGAUGACAUGAAAUCUUUAUCUGGAGGUGAACGUUCCUUUUCAACAGUUUGUUUCAUCCUUUCUCUGUGGUCUAUUGCUGAAUCUCCUUUCAGAUGCUUGGACGAAUUUGAUGUCUUUAUGGACAUGGUUAACAGGCGAAUUGCAAUGGAUAUGAUGCUUAAGAUGGCAGAUUCUCAACGUUACCGGCAGUUUGUUUUGCUCACCCCACAGAAUAUGAGCACCUUGCCCACGAGUCGUCUCAUUCGAAUCCUUCGAAUGCAAGACCCCGAGAGGGGACAGAACAAACUGACUUUCCGUCAUAGAGGAGAUGAAGAUGAGGAUGAAGAAUGAGUGCCUUAAUCAUGUACAUUGCUCUUUAUCAGCUUGCUUUAUGCAACAUUUGUAGGGAUUUAACAUCUCAGUUCAGCAUGUGCUCAUGCCCUGCUGAAAUCAAUGAGACUUGCACCUUUAAUUAUGUCUGUAAGAUGCAUUUGUGGACUUGGGCCUUUUGUCCUUACUGCAGCUUGCAGUGCUCAACAUCAAAACUGGAGUUUAUACUUGGGAGCAUCAAAAGGCAUUUUGGUGAUGGAAAUGUUGCAAUAUACAUGCAUCUCUUGUACAAGUGGCUCCUCUGCAUUGCAGUCACUUUUUGUUAGAAUAGAAAUGGAUUACUUGGGGAAUGACAGCCAUGGUACUAUUUUUGCUCUAUUUUACAAAAUAAAAGUUUGAGAGCGAGUGCAGUGUGAACACCUUGUAUAUUUUUCCUGGCACUAAGGAGUGUUCCCUGUUGAUUAGACAGCACCAUCUAUGCUGUGGAGAUCCCACAAUGCUGAUUUUAAACAAUCGGGACCAGCAAGACAUGAUAAGCAUAUGGUGGUCAGGGGUGGCUGCCUCUGUAAUUUUGUGCACUCUGAAACACGUCCCUUCCCCCAAAUAGCAGAUAAUUUGUGAUUGAUGCCCCCAGCACUCUGAAAAUUCAAAAUGUCCAGAGAGGUUGUCUUGGUGACUUCUGGAUUAGACAGCUUCUUGAACACAGAAGAACUGAAUGUUUUGUCCAAUUUCUAGUUCAGUUGCCUUAGCCAUCUGGUUCUUUGUCAAAUUUUGCAGCAUAGAUUUCUUAACCAAUGCUAUUUUUGGGGGGGCUUCAUAAAACAAUACAUUUUAUGAAUAUUUCACCCAUGUCUAAAAUUUUCAUUACUAAAAAAUAGCGUUUUGAUGCUAUCAAAUUCUUUUUCUUUUUUUCUGCAUUAAGGAAAGCUGAUUUUAAUUUCUCACUUUUAAACUUGAUGAAAUUUAUAAUCUGGUGUACUCUGCCCUACCCCCACAAAAGUUUUGCACUACCUAUAAAUAGGAUUUUUAGCUUAAAACCCAGUUUUGAAGAGGAUUAUAUAUCUUAAAAGUCUCGAAUUGACAACAUGAUAUGCUUAACAGAUUCUGAGAGAAGAAAUGGGGGCAAGCAGGUCACCAGAUCUCAAUGGGUUGUCAGCCGAGUAUUAUAAAAUUUAGCUGUGUUUAAGACUGAUUGAUGGAAGAAUUCCUAAAUCAUGAAAGCUCAUCUGUCCUCUGAGUAAUGUUACGGCAUUCAAUUUAGUCACAAAUAAUCUGGAAGCAAGUGAGCAGCAGUGUGGCCCAGUUUGCAGAAAGCAACCAAUUAUUCAGGAUGUUAAGAAUCCAAGCAGAUUGCCAGAAGCUCCAAGCUGACCAAAAGCACAAAUUUUAUGCUGGGGAUUAAGAAAGGAAUGGGACAAAACUGCCAGUAUACCGUAAUGCUUUUGGAUAAAUCCAUGGUGUAGCCAUAUCUGGAAUAAAUCGCAGCUAUGACCACAUGGGUAUCAGCUGUCACGGCUAAAUGAAAUCUUUUUGUAAACCGCUAUGUAAAAAAAAGCAAAACUCAGUCGAGUGGUGUAUAAAUUUUAUGAAAUAAAAUGGGAGUUGUAUUCCAACAGCAUAUGGAGGGCUGCUGUUUUUGUUGGGUAAUGUGACGAUGGCAAUGUUUCUGCUGGGUGAUGUGAGAGGAUGAUGAUGGCUGAACAUGUUGCUAAAGGCUGUGGUGACACUUCAAAAAUAGGCUGUGGUGAAGUGCUGAGACUCUAGCUGCAUGGGAACUUGAAUGUGUACAAUCUGCCAGCUAAAAAUCCAGUCUCCUAAGCCCUUUGAUGUUUUUGUGGCUCAGGGAUAACUUACUUCAUAUGAACCAGCUGUUUAAUCAAAAAGUUUCCUCCCUGAUGCUCCACUUUUGAGUUUUCCAGAAAACUUGCUUUAUUGACACAAGCUCCUGCUAAUUUCCACAAUAAAGCAGCAAAAGUCCCCCUUUGCUGCUGUAGGCAGAAUCUUCCUCAAGCUUUCUGUUCCUUUCUGCCAGGAUAAGGCUCUAACAUGAAGGUUGACAGUAUUUUUGCCAUGACAGUAUGGGCAAGUGGCAUUUGUUGUAAUAGCAAACGUCUGAGUCUAUUGAAGGUUGUGUUCGUUUGCUGAUUAUUCUGACUUUUUUUUCUUCAUGGUGUGAAAUUAUUCCCAUGGCAUUUUAAGGAUUUAAAUUAUCUACUGCCGCAGGCCACAUCUUUAAAUUAUCUGCUGCUGGCAGCCAUUGUGAACCCUGCUUGAAACUCUAGAAGCGUGGUCUAUUUUAAUUCAGAAGGAUUUGUUCUAUUGGUAGCAAUUUGAAGGCAUUUGUUGAUAAUAUUAAGUGCAUGGCAUAGUUCCUGCACACUGUUUUAUUUAGGGGAAUUUUGACAGGUACACUCUCUGGAAAGAAUUGCAGACAAGUUUUUUUUUAAAAUUUUUUUUGUUAUUUAUACCCCGCCCAUCUGGCUGGGUUUCCCCAGCCACUCUGGGCGGCUUCCAACAGAAAUAUGUUUUACUUCAAAAUAGUUGUACUUUGUUAAAUCACUUCCUGGAAUGGAUUUGGGGUGGGCAGAGGAUCCCUUCCCUAAAAUUGCCUGGUUGUAACUCACAGGUUCCU